This is a messenger RNA of Meloidogyne enterolobii, 1806 nucleotides long. The record is from the annotation of a GenBank genome assembly. NCBI's taxonomy places the organism in Eukaryota, Metazoa, Nematoda, Chromadorea, Rhabditida, Meloidogynidae.
AUGCUUGAUCCUAAAGGAAAUUACACGUUAAUUCAUGAGCCCAAUGAAGGCAAUAAAAAUAAAAAUAUAUUAAACAGAUUAUGUCGAAGUCUAAACAAAUCCAUUACAAAUAUUUGUGUAUUCUUACAACAAAAUUUUCGAUGGCAACUGAUUAAACCAAAUUCGUUUCGAUCAACAUCGUUAAUAGUUAUUCUAAUUAUUCUGCUUAUUUUUACAUUUUAUCGAUAUUUGUAUAUUGAUUACAAUUCGCAAGUAACACGAAUAAUGAGUGGGGAGGGAACUUCUUCGAAUUUCUUCAAAAAGCGUAUAAUUCAUCUUGACUUGAAAGGAGCAGCACCUCGACCAGAAUUUUUAUUUGAAUUAUUCCCCUUCUUUGCACGUCUUGGCUUUAAUGCUGUGCUUAUGGAGUACGAAGAUAUGUUUCCCUACACUGAUAAGCUAUCAAAACUUGCUCGGCAUUCUGCUUAUAACGCAACAACAAUUCAUCUAAUAGAAAAGGUUUGGUUAUUUUUUAUUGCAAAAAUUUAUUUUCAGCAUUUAAAUGAAAAUGGGUUGGAAUUGAUCCCUUUAGUGCAAACAUUUGGGCACAUGGAAUUUGUUUUGAAACAUUCAGAGUUUGCUUCGUUAAGUGAAAAUGUGUCUGAAUUUAAUACUAUUUGUCCCUCUAAUGAACGCUCAAUUUGGUUGAUACGGGAACUUCUGGCUCAGAUCAGAAAAUUACAUCCAACAAUAAAUUCUAUUCAUUUGGGAUGCGAUGAGGCCUGGCAUAUUGCUGAAGAGAAAUUAUGUAAAAAGCAACUAGUUAAAACUUUCGAAAAUUCAAAAGAAAGGUUGAAGCUGGAUCAUAUAACAAAAGUAGCGAGAAUUGCCAAAGACGAGUUUUCAUUUGAACGAGUGUAUACUUGGAAUGACAUGUUUGACAAAAUAAGUGUUCAAUUGAUGAAGGAAUUCAAGAUGGGUGAAUUAGUAAUUCCAAUGGUUUGGGGUUAUAUUCCUGAUGUAACUUUUCCUGGUUAUUUCCCUGAUGGAUUAUUUGAGCGUUUAAGUCAGGUUUUUGAAGAAGUUAUGUUUGCAAGUGCAUUUAAAGGAGCAAAUGGAAUUGUUCAACAAUUUGCUGAUGUUGGGCAUUAUACAAGCAAUUUGGCUUCCUAUAAGAAACUUUAUUAUCAACAUGAAAAGAGUUUAUCUGGUCGUCUCUCUGGGAUGGUCCUAACUGGAUGGCAACGUUAUUCACAUGUAACACCACUUUGUGAACUUAUAUCAAUUGGCUUGCCAACAAUGGUGGCUCAAUCUGUAUUUCUUAUAACUUGGAGUGAUAAAAAGGAUUUGACUAAUACAGAAAAAGAAACAAAAUUGGAAAUUAUAAAGAAGUUACUUGGCUGUCAAACGAAUGUAGACGACUUAAUAUUUGAAGGAAAAAAGUUUCCUCGAACAUUUGAUUCGCAGAUUGUAAAAUGUCAGUUUCCUGGUGCUGAUCUCUACAAACAGAUGGAAAAAGUCAGAGUCUUAAUAUGGAAAUUGGGAGUGUUAUUCAAUGAAAACAACGGUUGUGGAAAUACUACUGAAGAAAAGCAAAGUAAUAGUAAAGAGAAAAAACGACACGAAAUUGAACACGAAUUUAUUUCUUCCAUUCGGCCCAAGAUUGAAGAUUUACUUCUCAAAUAUUUCUACAAAGAUACAGUUGCAGAGUGGUUAGUUCAACACCGCUCCCUUUGUGAUUUUGUUCCAAUGGAUGGUGGUAGGUCUCUACUUAGAUAUGAUACAGUGCUGGAAAAAACUAUAGCCGCACUUUUGAAAACUUUGUAA